Gambusia affinis (western mosquitofish) is the source of this 1264-nucleotide messenger RNA. RefSeq names its product thioredoxin-related transmembrane protein 2-B-like. Gene Ontology annotation, molecular function: disulfide oxidoreductase activity. Bases 15 to 914 code for a protein of 299 amino acids. The transcript has 8 exons. Gene Ontology annotation, biological process: brain development. The record is from RefSeq and is a predicted model, not a curated record. NCBI's taxonomy places the organism in Eukaryota, Metazoa, Chordata, Actinopteri, Cyprinodontiformes, Poeciliidae. Gene Ontology annotation, cellular component: membrane-bounded organelle.
UCUCCUCUAACACUAUGGGGUUAAUCACAGGAGUGCUUGCCUUCUUGUAUCAUCUACCGCAGAUUUACAAAUGGCUGCUGAAACCUUACUACAUCGUGUCGUUCCUUUUAACCGUCGCUUUCUUAGUGGUCAGGAAGGCUCCAGGACUGUGUGAACACCUGGCGACCGACCGGGAGGACGGCAACUCCUGCGACUUCGACUGGAGAGAAGUGGAGAUACUCAUGUUUCUGAGUGCGAUUGUGAUGAUGAAGAAUAGAAGAGCCAUAACACUGGAGCAGCACAUAGGCAACUUGUUCAUGUUCAGCAAAGUGGCCAAUGCGAUCCUCUUCUUCAGGCUGGACAUUCGGCUUGGCAUUCUCUACCUUGCACUGUGUGUAGCAUUUGUCAUGACAUGCAAGCCUCCUCUCUACAUGGGCCCAGAGUACAUAAAGUACUUCAGUGACAAAACCAUAGAUGAGGAGCUGCAGAAGGACGGUCGAGUCACUUGGAUUGUUGAGUUUUACGCCAACUGGUCGUCUGACUGCCAGUCCUUUGCUCCCAUCUUUGCCAAUCUUUCUCUUAAAUACAACUGCGCUGGACUCAGGUUUGGAAAGGUGGACAUUGGUCGCUAUGGAGAGGUUUCACAAAGGUACAAGGUGAGCACAUCUCCUCUGGCUAAGCAGCUGCCAUCACUGCUGCUUUUUCAAGGAGGACGGGAAGUUAUGAGACGUCCAAUGGUGGACAACAAAGGGAGAGCUGUGUCUUGGACCUUUAAUGAGGAGAAUAUUAUUCGAGAGUUCAACCUGAAUGAGCUUUUCCAAAAGUCCAAGAAGCUGAACAAGAAGCAGAACGGUUUUCAGACAGAAGAUGGCAGCGAAGAGCUUCAGCAGGAAACCGAAGUGGAACAGUCAACAGAAAGCAAAAAAGACCAAUGAAGAAUCCAGAAAGUAACAGGAUCAGAUCAGUUUGGGUUUUUUUUUUCUGGUGUUGCAUUUUGGUUAAACUUAAAGAAAAAAAAAAAGAAUGGAGUACUGAAAGCUGGUUCAUGUAUCAGACUCUUCAGAAUCAAAGCCCAAAAACACUGGAACAUGAACAAAGUCUUACUGCUCCAUGUUUGAACAAAAACCAAGCAGAAGUUUAAGUUAUUUAGGUAGACAUUUUUAGGAUUUUUUUCUUAAUUUUUAAAGAACUGAGUUUAACUUCACAGCUGCAUGUGAAUGUCUGCUAACUGUGUUUGUUACCGUCUGUUUACUUUACCAAAGUAAAAACAUGUUCAAAAAACCAA